This is a messenger RNA of Tripterygium wilfordii, 1441 nucleotides long. RefSeq lists its product as uncharacterized. The transcript has 12 exons. NCBI's taxonomy places the organism in Eukaryota, Viridiplantae, Streptophyta, Magnoliopsida, Celastrales, Celastraceae. The record is from RefSeq and is a predicted model, not a curated record. The coding region runs from base 231 to 1241 and encodes 336 amino acids.
UUUUUAAUCGCAUAUCGGAGGUCUUGUACCCAAGUGUAUCUCAAAUAGGGUUGCUUCCCCAACUGGAGCCAGUGAUCGAGCCAAACAGUUUUCUUGCUCGCCAAUCUUUGCUCCUAUGAGCUAUCGCUUCAAGGACUUCGUCUAGCAUCUCAUGCUUCCUACGGCGGUUUGUUGUGGGUUGGAGUCUUCAGUAAACUAUAAUACAUAACGUAAACUUCACUGCCGAGGCGAUGGCGCUUCCUAUCGGGAAGUUAACAAUCCUCGUCGGCGCAGGUCUUGUUGGUUCCAUUCUUGCAAAAGAGGGUCGAAUGUCAAGUGUUUCUGAUUUUGUAUCAGGCACGCUGAAGAUAUUUUAUAGGCAACUUAAACAAGACGAUUCAAGUUCAUCUCCUUCGGUUAAGAAGCCACACAACAAUGCUUUAUUGGAACAGGUUAAUAUCCUUCGGCAGGAGCUGCAAAUGAUAACGUCUAAUAAACCAAUUACAAUCAUAACAUCAAGUGGGACAGGUGCAACAAGAUAUGGUUUAAUUAUUAUUGUUGUUGUUGUCGGAUCUGGCUAUGUUUGGUGGAAGGGUUGGAAACUUCCUGAUAUGAUGUUCGCAACGAGGCGUGGUUUAUCUGAUGCUUGCACAUCUGUAGCCAAACAGCUGGAGAGCGUUUAUUCAUCUAUCUCGGUUACAAAGCGGCAUUUAUCUUCAAGAAUUGAUCGUGUGGAUGCUUCUUUGGAUGAGUUUGCAGAAAUUAAUGCUCAAACUGAUAACGAGGUGGUUGUACUGCAAAAAGGAUCAGAAAGGAUAGGGAAAGAUGUCAGGAGUGUUCGUGACGCUGUUGUAACUCUGGAAAGUAAAAUCCUCCGAAUAGAAGGGAGACAGGAUGAAACGAACAGAGGAGUAAAGAAAUUGUGCACUGUGGCCAUGACUUUGGAAAAUGGCAGACCGACAGAGCGUAUCCAGAGUGGAUCUGUUCCUCCUGCUUUAUCACUUGAACCACCGUCUCCUGCUGUUUCUAAUGGAUCUUUUGAGGGUACUAAUGGAGAAUCAGAAGUGGUUGAUGCGUGCAGCACACCUAGUCCUAGGGUCCUAAAUGGGUUCAGUGCCAUAGAAGACACGAACAAUGGCUCUUCUAGUUCUGGUUUGUUUGGGUCCAGAAUUCCUGGUGUCAAUGCUUCACUUCUUACCCGAACACGCAGUGCGAUUAAUGCAGUGCCGCAGCAAUGGCGUUUAAGUAGACAGCGAUCUUGAGAAUCGAAUUCAUUGAUAUGCAGCUGUGCUAUUUAGAAUUUAUAAAGGUUGUCCGGAACCUGUGCCCCUGGAUAUCAAAUAUAGUUGAAGGUGCCCUUGCCAAAUUUAUUUAUUGAGGUAGAACUGGUACUAAAUUUUGUAGAUGGGGUGUUCUUGUUUAGAAGUUUCGGUUGGUAUCGUUCUUGAUACAUGUAACUUCA